This is a messenger RNA of Nannospalax galili (Upper Galilee mountains blind mole rat), 1376 nucleotides long. RefSeq names its product vacuolar protein sorting 72 homolog (gene Vps72). The transcript has 6 exons. NCBI's taxonomy places the organism in Eukaryota, Metazoa, Chordata, Mammalia, Rodentia, Spalacidae. Bases 91 to 1185 code for a protein of 364 amino acids. Gene Ontology annotation, molecular function: ATP-dependent H2AZ histone chaperone activity. Gene Ontology annotation, cellular component: nucleus. The record is from RefSeq and is a predicted model, not a curated record. Gene Ontology annotation, biological process: regulation of DNA-templated transcription; chromatin remodeling.
CGUCCGCAGGCGAGGGUAUAGAGCAGAGCGCCGAUCUCCGAGAACCGGAGGUGAGGGGCCGCUACUGGCGGCGCAGUUUCCGUUGGCGACAUGAGUUUGGCUGGGGGCCGGGCCCCGCGGAAGACCGCUGGGAACCGGCUUUCUGGGCUCCUGGAGGCAGAGGAGGAAGAUGAGUUCUACCAGACGACUUAUGGAGGUUUCACAGAGGAAUCUGGAGAUGAUGAGUAUCAAGGAGAUCAGUCAGAUACUGAGGAUGAGGUAGACUCCGACUUUGACAUCGAUGAAGGAGAUGAACCAUCCAGUGAUGGAGAAGCAGAAGAGCCAAGAAGGAAGCGCCGAGUGGUCACCAAAGCUUAUAAGGAGCCUCUAAAGAGCUUGAGGCCUCGAAAGGUCAGCACCCCAGCAAGUAGCUCUCAGAAGACCCGAGAAGAGAAAGCAUUGCUUCCAUUAGAGCUACAAGAUGAUGGCUCUGACAGUCGGAAGUCCAUGCGUCAGUCUACAGCUGAGCACACAAGGCAGACCUUCCUUCGGGUUCAGGAAAGGCAAGGACAGUCCAGGAGGCGAAAGGGGCCCCACUGUGAACGCCCACUAACCCAGGAAGAACUGCUCAAGGAGGCUAAGAUCACCGAAGAGCUCAACUUGCGUUCACUGGAGACAUAUGAACGACUUGAGGCUGACAAAAAGAAGCAGGUUCACAAGAAGCGGAAGUGCCCUGGGCCAGUCAUCACCUACCAUUCAGUGACGGUGCCGCUUGUUGGGGAGCCUGGCCCCAAAGAAGAGAAUGUGGACGUAGAAGGACUUGAUCCUGCACCCACAGCUUCUGCAUUGACUCCGCAUGCUGGGACUGGGCCUGCCAUCCCUCCUUCUCGCUGCUCACGUACCUUCAUCACAUUUAGUGAUGAUGCAACAUUUGAGGAAUGGUUCCCCCAGGGGCGACCCCCAAAGGUUCCUGUUCGAGAGGUCUGCCCAGUGACCCAUCGUCCAGCCUUGUACCGGGACCCUGUUACAGACAUACCCUAUGCCACUGCUCGAGCCUUCAAGAUCAUUCGUGAGGCCUACAAGAAAUACAUCACUGCCCAUGGACUGCCACCCACUGCCUCAGCCCUAGGCCCUGGCCCACCACCUCCUGAGCCACUCCCUGGCUCUGGGCCCCGAGCCUUGCGCCAGAAAAUUGUCAUCAAAUAAAGAGAUGUCUGGUCUUUGGAAAUCUUCCUCCCCUGACCUGGAGCUCUUGACUUCUCCUCUCCUCUCCCUGCUCCUCACCAUGCCCCUCUGAUCUUUGUUCAGUCUUCUGUAUUUCUUUCACCAUCUUUUCCCCUAGUUCUUUCUGGUUUUGUUGCCUUUUUUAAUCUAAUAAAUUAGAUCCCUUUUAUGAA